This is a messenger RNA of Cylicocyclus nassatus, 649 nucleotides long. The record is from the annotation of a GenBank genome assembly. Lineage: Eukaryota; Metazoa; Nematoda; Chromadorea; Rhabditida; Strongylidae.
GCGUCUUCCAUCUUCAUUGCAAUUGUAAUGGAAGAUAGGGGUUAGUGGCACAGCCUCCCUAUCGGUACGAACCAUCUAUGUAUUAGUCGAGAAUUAACGCUCGUCAGUUAUGUUCCACAAUACAUUUCAAAGUGGUCUUUUGUCUGUCCUCUACAGUGUUGGCAGUAAUCCACUUCAGCUGUGGGAAAAACAGGUGAAAAAUGGGCAUAUAAAACGAGUCACAGAUGAUGAGAUUCAAUCACUUAUCAUUGAGAUCAUUGGAGCCAACGUAAGUACAUCGUACAUUUCCUGCCCACAUGAUCCGAAGAAAACGCUAGGAAUAAAGCUGCCGUACUUUGUUAUGGUUGUCAAGAAUAUGAAGAAAUAUUUCACUUUUGAAGUGCAGAUCCUAGACGACAAAGGCGUAAAACGCCGUUUCCGGGCUUCAAACUACCAAUCUAGCACACGUUUCAACCUCGCCGAUUUCACAAAACGCGCUUAUGGUACCAAUUAUGUGGAAACGUUGAGAAUUCAAGUGCACGCCAAUUGCCGUCUUCGACGGAUUUACUUCGCCGACCGCUUAUACACAGAGGAUGAACUGCCAGCAGAGUUCAAACUAUACCUCCCUAUAAGAGGACGCUCAUCUGUGCCAAUGAGUGUAAGCGCUUGA